Ricinus communis (castor bean) is the source of this 1525-nucleotide messenger RNA. Its product is annotated as palmitoyl-protein thioesterase 1. Lineage: Eukaryota; Viridiplantae; Streptophyta; Magnoliopsida; Malpighiales; Euphorbiaceae. Gene Ontology annotation, molecular function: palmitoyl hydrolase activity; thiolester hydrolase activity. The record is from RefSeq and is a predicted model, not a curated record. The transcript is spliced from 12 exons. The coding region runs from base 171 to 1178 and encodes 335 amino acids. Gene Ontology annotation, cellular component: intracellular membrane-bounded organelle.
AAUAAAAUAAUAUGACUGCUAACAGGGAAACUAUCGGACUAGCGAAGCAUGGAAGGGUAGUUGGAGCUUCAUCCCAUUUCCACAACCCAAUCCAUCUAUACUUCUCUCUGUUCACGCCUCCAAUCAUCGGCUAACUUUUUUUACUGCUUGCUUCGUAAAAUCCUUCAACAAUGGCUUCUAUUCCAAUCUCCUUUAUCAAUGUUAUCGUAACACUUUUCUUCACUUUCACUUUCAUCCCACUCACCCAUUCUGUUCCCUUCAUUGUUUUGCACGGUAUUGGAGAUAAAUGCAGUAAUCGGGGAAUAUCACAUUUCACUGAGCUUUUAGGCAACUGGUCUGGAGCUCCAGGAUAUUGCCUAGAAAUUGGAGAUGGGUCAUUGGAUUCUUGGACUAUACCCCUUCUUGAGCAGACAGCACUUGCUUGUGAGAAGGUAAAGAAUAUGAGUGAACUUGCCGAUGGCUACAACAUAGUUGGGCUAUCUCAGGGUAACAUGGUUGGUCGAGGAAUUAUUGAAUUUUGUGAAGGAGGACCUCCUGUUAAGAAUUUUGUUUCACUGGGAGGUCCCCAUGCUGGUACUGCUUCAGUGCCAUUCUGUGGAUCUAGCACCAUAUGCAUUCUUGUGGACAUUUUAAUCCGGUUAGAGGUCUACAGCAGCUAUGUCCAGGAACACUUGGCUCCUAGUGGUUAUGUCAAAAUCCCAACUGACAUUGCUGACUACCUAAAGGGGUGCAAGUUUCUUCCCAGACUUAACAAUGAAAUCAUCCAAAAUUCUACUUACAAGGAACGGUUGACUAGCUUAGAAAAUUUGGUUUUAAUAAUGUUUGAGCAGGACACAGUUUUGAUUCCAAAGGAAACCUCCUGGUUUGGGUAUUAUCCAGAUGGGGCCUUCUCUCCUGUUCUGCCCGUACAGGAGACUAAGCUCUAUACUGAAGACUGGAUUGGUUUGAAAACACUGGAUGAAGCUGGAAAGGUCAAAUUCCUUACUGUGUCCGGAAAUCACCUCCAAAUCUCUCAAGACGAUAUGAAAAAAUACAUAGUGCCUUAUUUGGAGGACCAGGCAUCAUACAAUCAGAUAAUGGAAGGCGCUUCAUCUUUUAGAUGGAUAUCCUCAAUUGGGAACUUCUUUCGCCAACAAUUUGGUUUUGCCGAGGGUCAAACAAUGCUGCAUGUUCAAUAAGCACUCUGCAUUUCAACAAGAGUGACCAGGUGGUGCAGAAUAUGCACAUUUACAUUCAUUCUCUGUGCACAACUCCAAACGAAAAGGAGAAACAAAAAGAAACCCACCUGUAUAUUAGUAUCCCAUCUUAUGGUUUUGUAAUACAAUGAUAAGGCAGCUUAUGACCGGAGUGAUUGGAAGCUCAUAAAAAUGGGGAUGAUGAGGUAGUCCAGUUGAGUUGCUGUCUGAUCUUUGACUGUAAAAGAUUGGUUAUGUUUGUUGAGUUGCUACCUACAAUGUUCAUAAUAAUAGAAUUUACGUUACUAAAAGCUUUUAAAAAAAUAAUAAAAAUAAAAAUCAAAGACUUA